GGAUCACGUGAACCCAUCUCCGUCUCAUCAGAAGUUGGUUAUAUAACAGACCGUUGGGGAGUUAGGGCAAAACCAAAAAACACCAAAGUCAUCAACAUCAGUAACUAUCAUUAUCCAUUUCUCUUCCUUGUUCUCUCUCUCUCUCUCUCACAAAUCAACAUCUUGAGAACGUCUCUCUCUGGCUCUACUCUUAACAAAAAUCAUUGUGAGAUAUAUAAUUAGUACUUAAUCAUCCAUGGAUAUGAAGAAAACCAAAGCUACUUCCUCAUCUUCUUCACCUUCUUCACUUGAUCAUCUCUUUGGUCCCAAAGGAUCAACCUCUGCUACUUCGGCUUCUUCUUGUUCAACUAUACUCGAUUCCAUUUUCCCUCCUCCUGUAUCAAAGAAGAACGGAAAUCACACUGCUUAUGAAGUGCAAAGCAGCAUUUCUCAAACCACUGAUGAGAGAAGCAUCCAUGAAAAGAGAGAAGCUUCCUAUUACAGUUCCUCCAUUUACUACGGGGGCCAGCAACACUAUUCACCUCCACGAACCGAUGGCUCCUCCACUUCUCCAUCUCAUCACCACAAAGAAACUGAUGAUCGAACCGAUGACACAAACGCUACUUCCAGGGGAAAUUGGUGGAAAGGUUCUUUGUAUUACUAAGAGGAGCAACCUAACUAGUCUCACUUGAUUUCUGCAAUGGCCAUGCCAUAUAUAUCGAUGCAUUCAUAUCCGUCACUUCGCAGUGUGAUCUUUGGGUUUUGUUUAUAUAUAUAUGUUCAUCUUUUGUUUUUGGUUGUAAUCCUACAUAGUUUAAGAUGGCGAUUAUUUGACCGCAUCUACCACUAAUGUAUGGUAAAUAAAAUACUCACGAUCUUAGUAACAAGUUAUAUUUUCAUGACCAACAAUCGUGUUUGAUCAAAUUUUAUUACUGAAACCAAGUAAUACACAUGAUUUUAGACUGGUUUCAAAGUAUGUUUAUUGCUCUCUGUCGGCUACAUCAAGGCAGAGAAUAAGC
Brassica rapa (field mustard) is the source of this 998-nucleotide messenger RNA. RefSeq lists its product as uncharacterized. NCBI's taxonomy places the organism in Eukaryota, Viridiplantae, Streptophyta, Magnoliopsida, Brassicales, Brassicaceae. The record is from RefSeq and is a predicted model, not a curated record.